Antechinus flavipes (yellow-footed antechinus) is the source of this 5093-nucleotide messenger RNA. RefSeq names its product synapse defective Rho GTPase homolog 2 (gene SYDE2). Bases 261 to 3809 code for a protein of 1182 amino acids. Lineage: Eukaryota; Metazoa; Chordata; Mammalia; Dasyuromorphia; Dasyuridae. The record is from RefSeq and is a predicted model, not a curated record. Gene Ontology annotation, biological process: signal transduction. The transcript is spliced from 7 exons.
UCGGGACCCCGCUGUCCCGGCGGUCCAGUCCGGGCGGCCGCGGACUGCGGGAGGCGGAGGGCCCGGACUUGAAGGAGGAGGACGAGGACUACUAUGAGAACUUGCCCGGCCCCGAGGGCGAGGGCUGGGGCGAGGGCUCGGCCGCCCCCACCGCCGCCGCCACCGCCGGCAGCUCCUCCCCAGGGGCGGGAGGCGGCCGCCUAGAGACUGGCCGGCUGCGCUCCCAGCUCCAGGAGGCCUAUUAUUUACUCAUCCAGGCCAUGCACGACCUGCAGCAGGUGUCCCCGCCCCAGGCGCCGUGGCCGGGGCUAGAAGGACACCGGCCGCCGACUCCGGCUCCUCCUCCUCCCUUCCCUCCCCCACCUCGUCCUCUCUCCCCUGUCCCCUUCUCCCCCCCUUCUCCUACUCUCUUUUCCCCCCCUCCUUCUCUUCCCCCUCCUUCCUCUCCCCCUCCGCCCCCGCGGCUUCCCCCUCCCCGGACGCGGAGCCUGGACGGCCUCCUAGUCCGUGCCCGGCCGCCGCUGCAGAGGUGGUCCAGCGACAGCGCGGUCCGGUAUAGCGCGCGGCCGGCCACUCCGCCGUCCAGCUGUGCUGCCCGAGACCGAGACGCUCCUGAGCCACGUGGAGGGGCGAUGGACAGCGCGGGGCCGGGCUGCUCCUCCCUCGCGGGACCGGCCGGCUGCGUGAGUUUGCUUCCUUCGGCUAAGAGGAGCGGGGCGAGUGCGAGCGGGGAGGUGAGCCCCGGGAGCAGUCCGGCGGCGCCCUUGGGGUUAUCCCGAAGCAAAGGGGACGGCCCUGAGGUUUCCUUCUGUAAGCCACCCGUGGUCACUGUGAAGAAGCUGCAAAAGUGGAUGUAUAAAGGACGCUUGCUGUCUCUGGGAAUGAAGGCACGCGGGAGUGGGUCUCCGUCCCCCAAAGCCCUUGACCCUCGGGCAGCCCCGCAGUGCCUUGGAACACUGAAAAUGCAAGAGAGCAAAGCCCGUGGCGUGCCUGCGGACCAAAGAAUUAUGCUGACAGAUUUAAUUGAAAAUGUUUACAUCUCUUCAAUGAAGAAAGGAGAACUCAAAGGUUUAAAGGACAAUGGCCUGAAUGAACAGAGACCACACAACAGCAUCACAGUCUCUAAGAAACGUAACUGGCUGCAUCAGAGCACUCUAAGGUCUCCUGAUCUGGAAGAAGAAUUCAAGAAGACACCAGAGAUCACCCACAUAUUCAAAUCUCCUUCAUUAGUUCACCGUCAAAAACCAAAAACUGCAAAUUUUACAAACUCUUCAUUCAAUUCAAAAAAUUAUAGUUUAGAAUUUAGUGAGGAAAAUGAUGCAGAUGAUGAAGGUGAAAUAUGGUAUAAUCCAAUUCCUGAGGAUGAUGACCAUGUCUUGUAUAGUGUUGCUAGUUCUAAGGAAAUAAAUUCUGUCAGUUUGGGUAUUUCAGCUCUCACUUUGAAAGUGUCAUCUGGAAAUGACUUGGCAAAACCAGUGAGAAAUGCUGAAGGUUUGCCAUUUUCUUCUGAACAUAUAAAUGUUCAGAUAACACAACCAACUGAAAUUAAUCAGGUAGAUGCCAUGUCUUCUACAGAGUUUGUAGAGCUGAACAAGCAGAAGUUUGGGUGUAGGACCCAAGAUAGUUCUCUUGUUGAAGAAAAUCUCACUUUAAAAUCAAUUACAGGUCCUGGAAUCCCAGUUGCUACAAGUAAGUGUGAAUUAAAUGCAGCUGAAUCAUCUCCUCCAAGUCCUAACCCCGUGAAAAAAAGUGGCUCAAUCAAUUGGUCUUUUCCAGAUAAAAUCAAAUCUCCAAAAACUGUAAGGAAACUUUCCAUGAAAAUGAAAAAAUUACCUGAACUUAGCCGGAAGCUAAGUGUCAGGGGAACUUUGGGCCAUUUACACAGUUCACACAGCCCCUCUUCCUUGUCAAAAUGUAACUGUCAUGGGAGGAGCCACACAGUCACUUUUCCUUCUGGGAAUACCACCCCUGCUGCACAGAGAAAUGUGAUAAGCCGGUACCACUUGGACAGCAGUGUCUCUUCUCAGCAUAGCUUCCCAAAGGAAAAUUCCACAAGUUCUAAAUCUACUUGCAAAGGUGGUUAUCUUAGUGAUGGAGAUUCACCUGAGCUUAUAAUUAAAUCAGGCAAACGUGGAUCUGAAAACAAACAUUUGAGAGGAAAGGAAAUAUUUCCAAAUGGUAUCAACAAAACAGAAAUAGACAUUGAUGCAUUUAGACAUUACAGCUUUUCUGAUCAACCCAAAUGUUCACAGUAUCUCUCUGGACUCAUGAGCGUGCAUUUCUAUGGAGCAGAGGAUUUAAAACCACCACGGAUGGAUUCAAAAGAUGUCUUUUGUGCAAUUCAGGUAGAUUCGGUCAACAAAGCAAGAACAGCAUUACUUACUUGCCGGACAACCUUUUUAGACAUGGAUCAUACCUUCAACAUAGAAAUUGAAAAUGCACAGCACUUAAAGUUAGUAGUCUUCAGUUGGGAACCAACGCCAAGAAAAAAUCGUGUAUGUUGUCAUGGGACUGUUGUCCUCCCCACCUUGUUCAGAGUGACAAAGACACAUCAAUUGGCUGUCAAACUUGAGCCCAGAGGACUUAUUUAUGUGAAAGUGACUCUUAUGGACCAGUGGGAGAAUUCUCUUCCAGGCUUAGAUGCAAAUCGAGAACCAGUAAUAUUUGGGGUAGAUGUUCAAAAAGUUGUGGAGAAGGAAAAUGUAGGAUUGAUGGUGCCACUAUUGAUGCAGAAAUGCAUUAUGGAAAUUGAAAAAAGAGGCUGUCAGGUAGUAGGCCUAUACCGAUUAUGUGGUUCAGCAGCAGUCAAGAAAGAACUUCGAGAAGCCUUUGAGAAGGAUAGCAAGGCUGUUGGUCUGUGUGAAAAUCAAUAUCCAGACAUAAAUGUAAUCACAGGUGUUCUUAAGGAUUAUUUGAGAGAGCUUCCUUCUCCUUUGAUAACCAAGCAGCUCUAUGAGGCAGUGUUAGAUGCCAUGGCCAAAAAUCCUUUGAAAAUGACUGGAAAUGGUUGCGAAAAUGACCCAAGUGACUCUAAGCACACUGUUGAACUUCUGGAUUGUUUGCCUGAUAUUGAAAAGGCAACCUUGAAAAUGCUGUUGGAUCAUUUGAAAUUAGUGGCUUCUUAUCAUGAAGUAAAUAAGAUGACCUGUCAGAAUUUAGCAGUAUGUUUUGGGCCUGUGUUGCUGAGUCAAAGGCAAGAGACUUCACCUCAUAACCACAGAGUCUUUACUGAUUCCAAAGAACUUGCAAGUGCUCUGGAUUUCAAAAAACACAUAGAAGUUCUUCAUUACUUACUCCAGCUGUGGCCAGUGCAACAUUUAAAUGUCAAAGAAUCAACAGACAAUUUGUUCCCAGAGCAGAAAUCCCUGAAUUGUUUGAGACGGAAGAAGCAGCGACCACAAAUGUUGAACUUGAGUGGCACUCAGGGGUCAGGAGUGCUUAGGCCACGGCAAGCCAGAUUAGAUAGCCCCCUGAGUAAUCGCUACGCAGGAGACUGGAGCAGUUGUGGAGAGAACUACUUUAUUAAUAACCCGAAAGAAAAUGUGAAUGAAGUGGAUUAUGAUGACGUUCCUUCAGAAGAUACAGAAAGUGGGGAAGACUACAGCAAAGCCAAUGGACCUGAUAAAGUAGUUGAAGAGCCAAAGCCCAUCUCCAAAGAGUGUACAUUUCAGACGUACUUGGCCAUGCAGACAAUAGAUUCUUCAAUGGAUCGAAAAGUUAAUCUCAAAGAUUUACAAGAAAGUAUUGAUAUUUUAAUUGGAAACUUAGAGCGGGAGCUCAACAAAAACAAGCUCAAUAUAAGUGUUUGAUUUUUAGGGAUGAUUUGUGUGAUAUCCCCAUGGUUCUUUUCUCCUUCCCUCCUCCUCCUCCUCUUGCUGAUGUUUAUCUCAUUUUUAAUAUCUUUUAAUAAUUCCUGCUUAACUUAUGCGGUACAUUUAGACAUUCCAACUCAUCUGUAUAAGUUCUCUCUAUUCAUUGCAAAAUUAUUCUGGGGUCAGAUAACUUAAGCUUUCUGUGAAUGAGUUUCUAAUAUUUCUUGUCAGAUAUUAUUGAUAUUGAUGAGAAGAAUGCACUUAUUACAUUCAUAAAUGUUGUCUGAGAUUAGCCCCUUCUAGCUUGUGCUUUGUGGAAGUAGCCCUGCUUUUUCCUGAAGCAUUACAACUGAAACAGGCAUUCCUUUUGGAGGAGAGCGUUUCAACUUUAGCCAGUAUUUGGCAGCAAGAAUUGAUGUAGAUUGAUUCACCAUUGGGUCACAUUUCAUUUGCAAUGCAAAGGCUGCUAUAAUAAAAAAAUCUUUUAUAAAUAAAAGUUAAAUUGUAUAAAUAUUAAUGUAUUCCUGUAUUAACAUUUUCAAUAAUUAUUUAAAUGUGCAAAAGUGAAAUAUUUUUCUAACCCAAAAAGUUUGUGUAUAUUUAUAUAAGUACAUAUGUGUAUAGUUAUUUGGAAGGGGGCACCAAAUAGUCAGUUGUGUCAUAAGAAAUAUGUCAUGAGGCCAAAAUCAGAAUUUACUCCAAAUUAUCCUCUUUAAGUGUAAAUUGAAAGAGGAAUUUGUAUAGAAACUUGUGCCAAAAAUGACACAGAAUGAUAAUUAUCAUUCGUAACUUAUCUAAAUAGGUAUUUAUCUCUAGCAUCCCUUUCAGAGAUUAACCAUGACAUAAUAAAGACAUAUUCUGAAUGAAUUGUAAAUAAUUUAAAUUUCAAAUUUUUUGGUUAUUUAAAGAAUUUGUUGGAUAGUUGGAUUUCAGCUUUGGGCUUUAUUUUCUUCAAUUCUUUCAUCUUGAUGUUGAGAAUUCAGGAAUUGCCCAAAAGUAAUCCUAAAAACUAUGACAACCUUGCUGAGAAAUUCUUAUCAGUUCUUUGCAUUUAAAAAAUUUCAGCUUGGUGUUUAAGUUAUUUAUUUACAUUAGUACAUUUACACACUGACAAUGUUACCCCUUUUUCCUGAAGGAAACUCUAGCAUCCUAAGCUUUAUUAAUUUUCAUUAACUUAUUUUGGCUUUAUGAAUCCAGAAAACAGUUGCUACUACAAUGAUUACAAGUAUGUUUUAAAAUGUAAAUGUAGUUUGAAACUUUUUAUCAGUAAAUCAAAGUGUA